AUGAACGUCACAAUCGUGUUCCGUGCCGUUUCGAAGGACCAUGCAGACGGUAAGUUCAUAUUUUCUGAUAUUUUGAAAUUAUUCUCUUAUUUGCAGAUACCUUCACUAUGCUACACAUGAGCAGCUCGGCUGAUAUUUUAGAGAUUCUUCAGGCCAAAAGCAACUCCGGUCAAGGCCUGCUAUUAGUGGUGAGUUUUAACAAAUUCUGCUAUUUUCUAAACUUCACAAUUACAAUUAUCUGUACUUACAUUAGCCUCGCGAAAAGGUGGCAAUCCAGCUCCGCUAGACUCUUCCAGCGGCCGAGGUUCUACUUCUCGGACAAUUGAAAAACAACACAAAAAUUAUGACCUGGCCGAAGUCUUACACAGCGGCCGAGGCCUGAGUCUAAUGGAGCGGAAUUGUCACCUUUUUGCGGGGCUAAUAACGGUCCUAUUGUGACAUUUGUGCAGAGCUUUAAAAAAAGACAAACUUCAGUCCCAAUUUAAGGUGAUUCACUCGAAAUUGUUCGGCAAAUUAUGCAUUAUCCGAUAAUGAUGGGACACAAGUUUUGCUUGGAAUGUAUAUCGAGAGAAUUACUUUAAAAUUGUCCUAAAGUGCGAAAGUUCUGAACUUCUGCCUUUUUUCAACGUAUUUCGACAAAAAAACUCGAGAAAUACUCUAAAUGAAUGGUUUUCCAUUAGAAUUUAAACUUUUUAACUUUUCAGAAGACGUGCCCGAUCGUGGAGAUUCUUUCAGAACUUGGGUACUCUGGACAAGUACUGAGAGAAGCCAGCAGAAGGAUACACUGUCGUGCAAAUCCAACCAGCUUGCAGAUCUUCCAUAUUGGAGCCGAUUCGCUCAUAGUUUUGUCCAUGAUCGUGACGGCGAAUGCUUUAGAGCCGGCUCACGGAGCCCUCUAG
Caenorhabditis sp. 36 PRJEB53466 is the source of this 899-nucleotide messenger RNA. The record is from the annotation of a GenBank genome assembly. Lineage: Eukaryota; Metazoa; Nematoda; Chromadorea; Rhabditida; Rhabditidae.